AUGUCUAUCCAGAUUGGCGAUAUUAUUCCCGACGGUACUCUUCAAUACGUUCCUUUUGAUCCCAAGGAAGACAUCACUGCCUGUCCUCGUCCCAUCCCAUACAAGAUCCAUGAAAAGUUGAAGGGCAAGAAGGCUGUCAUCUUUGCCAUUCCUGGCCCUUUCACCCCUGCCUGUUCUGAAACUCAUGUUCCUGGAUUUAUCUCUGCUCAUGAUGCAUUAAAGGCCAAGGGCGUCAGCGAUGUUAUCUGUAUCUCUGUUAUGGAUGGCUUCGUUAUGAAUGCAUUUGCCAAGGCUUACAAGGCCGGUGAUAAGGUCAUCAUGGCUGGUGAUGGCAGUGCCAUCUUCUCUGGUGCUCUGGGCCUUACUCAAGAUUUGACCAAAAACGGUAUGGGUAUUCGUUCCAAGCGUUUCGCUAUUGUCAUUGAUGAUUUGGUCGUCAAGUACGUUGGUGUUGAGCAAGCUCCUGGUGUUACUUCCUCUGGUGCUGAAGCCGUGUUGGCUAAAUUGUAA
Messenger RNA from Mucor velutinosus, 510 nucleotides. RefSeq lists its product as uncharacterized. NCBI's taxonomy places the organism in Eukaryota, Fungi, Mucoromycota, Mucoromycetes, Mucorales, Mucoraceae. Bases 1 to 510 code for a protein of 169 amino acids. Gene Ontology annotation, molecular function: thioredoxin peroxidase activity. Gene Ontology annotation, cellular component: cytoplasm; peroxisome; mitochondrion. The record is from RefSeq and is a predicted model, not a curated record. The transcript has 5 exons. Gene Ontology annotation, biological process: cellular response to oxidative stress; cell redox homeostasis; hydrogen peroxide catabolic process.